AACAAUUCAUGGCCAUAAUGAGAGCAACCACUGUGGAAGGAGUGUCUCUGUGACGAUGGCCUUAUGGAUUGUUUGGCUCUUCCAGAUUAUUGGGUCGUCUGCUUCUGAAAAUUCCUCAGAUGGCGCUAUGGUGUGGCGCGUGUCUGUCCCAGAACAUCAUCUCCUGUGUCUGCCCUGUGGACCCAGUCUGGAGAACAACCAAGACUUCAGCUGGACUCACGGGGUUCAGGAGGUCCCCCCUCACCCUCGAGACCAAGACCCGGAUCAAAACCAGGAUCAAAACCAGGAUCAAGACCAGGAUCAAGACCAGGACCACUGGAGGUUCAGUGUGAGAUCCAACGGGACCCUGUGCCUCCUGAGUCUGCGGACUUCAGACAGCGGAGUGUACUUCUGCAACGGAGAACUGAGAGCCCAGCUGCAGGUCCUGUCAGGUGAGGUGUUCUGUGUUCGGGUCGGCUGGACUCUGCUGCUCCCCUGCUCCUCCUCCUUCAUCAAAUCUCGGCAGCGCUGGUCCUGGAGAAAGUCCCAGUCCGGGUCUCAGUCCGGAUCUAGGUCCAGAUGGGAGCCCGUCCUGAGCCGGUCCAAAGGGGGCGCUGUGGUGCUGGAGAGACCGGACCCUCGACUCGGCUUUGAACAUGGAGCUUUGAGCAUUUCAUCUGUGCAAGUCCACGAUGCCGGAGAAUAUCGCUGCAACUCCCAACGCCUGGGAACUGUCCAAGUGCUGCCAGAGAUGGGACCGACCUCCUCCUCGCCUCACAGCAGCUCAGCGCCCUCUAGAGGCACAGAUUUUGCAGAGGAAAAGAGGAAAGAGAAGACACCAGAAAACGUUUUCCUGAUGGGCGUGGUCUGUCUGAGCCUGAUGGUCCUGCUCACCUCUUCUGUUUGUGUUUUCCUCCUCGCUGUGAAGUGUCGGAGGAAGAGACGCAGAAGGAAAGAGAAACAGAGUCCUGAGUCGACUGAGCUGCAUCCGUGGACCACAGCCCUGAAACCAGACGAGGAGAGUGAGCCGGAGUGUCCAAGCCCGGAGGAGGAGGCUGAAGAUGGGAUACACUACGCCUCCCUGGGCCGCCCCACCUGGAAGCACCGCCCUGCCCCGACCACCGGGGGCAGCCAGGAGCACAGGGUCAUCUACUCCACCAUCUGCACCAAAUGAUCACAUGUUCAUAUUUAAAGUCUCUGUACCUGUUUUUGUUUGUUUGUUUGUUUUUGUUUUCUGUCUUAAAUACAUGAAAAAACAAAUUAGUUCAUUUUAAAGAGUUUGCAGUGGUCCAGAGUUUUUCACUUCCCUUAUGCCUUACCUUAGAAUAGAUUCAGAAGAAUAGAAUAGAAUGGAACAGAAUAGAAAGCCUUUAUUGUCAUUAUACAGUAUAAUGAAAUUCAGAGCUGCUCUGUCAAAGUGCAAGAAUUAAUUAAUAAAUAAAACUAAUGAACAGUU
Messenger RNA from Boleophthalmus pectinirostris (great blue-spotted mudskipper), 1435 nucleotides. RefSeq lists its product as uncharacterized. The transcript is spliced from 9 exons. The record is from RefSeq and is a predicted model, not a curated record. NCBI's taxonomy places the organism in Eukaryota, Metazoa, Chordata, Actinopteri, Gobiiformes, Gobiidae. Bases 56 to 1153 code for a protein of 365 amino acids.